This is a messenger RNA of Rattus rattus (black rat), 2764 nucleotides long. RefSeq names its product lin-54 DREAM MuvB core complex component (gene Lin54). The coding region runs from base 9 to 2426 and encodes 805 amino acids. Gene Ontology annotation, cellular component: nucleus. NCBI's taxonomy places the organism in Eukaryota, Metazoa, Chordata, Mammalia, Rodentia, Muridae. The transcript is spliced from 13 exons. The record is from RefSeq and is a predicted model, not a curated record. Gene Ontology annotation, biological process: regulation of DNA-templated transcription.
AUUAUGGGAUGCGGCGGUGGAAUGGCGCUGGGCGCGUGAUUUUGAACAAACCCGGGUCUGUGUUUCGGAGGCGCCGCCGCCGCCGCGGCUGCUGGGAGCCCGGGAGCGCGGCGCGAGAAGGAGGCGGCGGCGCCGCCGGCUCGGCACCUGGGCAUCUUUCCAGAAGCAGUGCGAUCAUGGAGGUGGUGCCGGCUGAGGUGAAUAGCUUGCUUCCAGACGACAUAAUGGACACUGCUAUUACUUUAGUGGAUGAGGAUAGCAUUGAGGCUGUAAUUGUGUCAUCCCCAAUUCCCAUGGAGACAGAACUGGAAGAAAUUGUCAGCAUAAAUUCUACUGGUGACUCUACAGCCACGCCCAUUUCCACGGAACCAAUCACAGUGUACAGUAAUCACACUAACCAAGUUGCAGUGAAUACCACAGUUUCUAAAGCAGACUCCAAUACCACAGUGAAACCAGCAUUUCCGAGUGGCCUUCAAAAGCUUGGUGCUCAGACUCCUGUGACUAUAUCAGCCAAUCAGAUUAUUUUAAACAAAGUAUCACAGACAUCUGAUCUUAAACUUGGCAAUCAGACCCUUAAACCAGAUGGACAGAAGUUAAUCUUAACAACUUUGGGCAAGUCUGGCUCACCAAUUGUUUUAGCACUACCCCAUAGCCAACUACCCCAGGCUCAGAAAGUUACAGCUCAGGCCCAACCAGGAGACGCUAAGUUACCACCGCAGCAGAUCAAAGUAGUUACCAUUGGAGGGAGGCCAGAGGUGAAACCUGCCAUUGGGGUCUCAGCACUGACCCCAGGAAGUCAACUGAUUAAUACCACAACUCAGCCCUCUGUGUUACAGACCCAACAGUUAAAAACAGUGCAGAUUGCUAAGAAGCCUCGAACACCAACCUCGGGUCCAGUGAUCACGAAGCUGAUUUUUGCAAAACCAAUUAAUAGUAAAGCAGUUACGGGACAGACAACUCAAGCGUCUCCACCCGUCGUCACAGGCAGGGUUCUUUCACAGUCUGCUCCUGGAACUCCAUCCAAGACUAUAACAAUAUCAGAAAGUGGUGUUAUUGGAUCAACUUUAAAUUCUACAACACAGACACCAAAUAAGAUAGCCAUCUCACCUUUGAAGUCACCAAAUAAGACAGUGAAGUCGGCUGUGCAGACCAUCACGGUGGGAGGAAUGAGCACGUCGCAGUUUAAGACCAUCAUUCCCCUGGCAGCUGCUCCCAAUGUCCAGCCCAUUCAAGUGCCUGGAAGCAAGUUUCAUUAUGUCCGACUCGUCACUGCCACAACCGCCGGUAGCUCCGCCCCGCCAGUCAGUCAGAGUCCCAGUGUCAACACUCAGCCUCUUCAGCAAGCAAAGCCAGUGGUUGUUAAUACCACGCCUGUACGGAUGUCAGUUCCAUUUGUCCAAGCUCAGGCCGUUAAGCAAGUUGUUCCAAAACCAAUCAAUUCAACUUCACAAAUUGUAACUACUAGCCAGCCCCAGCAACGGCUCAUCAUGCCGGCCACACCACUGCCUCAGAUCCAGCCCAACCUCACUAACCUGCCGCCAGGCACUGUGUUGGCGCCAGCUCCAGGAACGGGGAACGUGGGCUACGCAGUGCUUCCGGCUCAGUAUGUCACUCAGUUGCAGCAGUCCUCCUAUGUGUCGAUAGCAGGCAACUCUAACUUCACCGGGACAUCGGGCAUCCAGACACAGGCAAGGGUUUCAUUCAACGGCAUAAUUCCAUCAGAGUCUGCCAGUCGGCCCAGAAAACCCUGUAACUGCACAAAAUCACUGUGUUUGAAAUUAUACUGUGACUGCUUUGCAAAUGGUGAAUUCUGCAACAACUGCAAUUGUACCAAUUGUUACAACAACUUAGAGCACGAGAAUGAGCGACAAAAGGCAAUAAAGGCAUGCCUUGACAGAAACCCGGAAGCCUUCAAGCCAAAGAUAGGAAAAGGAAAGGAGGGGGAGUCGGAUCGGCGGCACAGCAAAGGCUGUAACUGCAAACGCUCAGGGUGUCUUAAAAACUACUGCGAGUGCUAUGAGGCAAAAAUAAUGUGCUCCUCCAUAUGCAAAUGCAUUGGCUGUAAGAACUUCGAAGAAAGCCCAGAACGGAAGACAUUGAUGCAUUUAGCAGAUGCGGCUGAAGUAAGGGUCCAGCAGCAGACAGCAGCGAAGACCAAGCUGUCCUCUCAGAUCUCAGACCUGCUUACGAGGCCCACCCCAGCUCUGAACAGUGGAGGAGGAAAAUUGCCAUUCACAUUUGUAACUAAAGAAGUAGCUGAAGCCACGUGUAACUGCCUUCUUGCCCAGGCAGAGCAGGCAGACAAGAAGGGGAAAUCAAAGGCGGCGGCAGAGCGGAUGAUCCUGGAGGAGUUUGGACGGUGUUUGAUGAGCGUCAUCAACUCUGCAGGAAAAGCAAAAAGUGACCCCUGUGCCAUGCACUGCUAACUGUUGCACAAAAGACUGAAUGGAACUGUACAGAAAAUUUAAGGUGCCGGGACACUUGAUUUUCUAGAAGAUAGUUUAACAAUUACUGUAUUUUAAUUCAGCCUUUGUUUUAAGAGAUCUGAAACUAUAAUAUUGAAAGAGAAGAAAUUUUAAAUGAAGAAAUUAGUACAUUUUAAAUCUUAGUUAAUUCUGCCUAUGCCCCUUCUAAAUUUUUUUCUUUAAAAAUUUUUCUUUUAUUGUAUUUUAUAUUUUUUAAUUUGCUUGGGUUUCUUAAGAAUUAGAUGUUCUGUCCUGAUUCUAUUGACAAAGAACAUUCAUAAAUUAUUGUAAUAUCAUUU